AAUCAAAACGCGGUACUUUAUUUUGAUUUCCAUCGGAAAAAAGUCGGAAGGAUUGCAGGAUAAUAAGCAAUCCGCUGUUCACCAUAAUUUGACCCUUACCUGCUUCACUUCCAUAUUUGGAUAAAAUUGGAGUUUGUCAAAGAGCGAGGACCUCGGUCUAGUAAUCAUGACAACGUUGGUGUCCUGUUACAACCGUGGAUGUGGUCAAAACUUUGAUCCACAAAAGAAUAUCGAAGACGCCUGUGUUUAUCAUCCCGGAGUGCCAUUUUUCCACGAUGCGUACAAAGGAUGGACGUGCUGCAACAAGAAGAGUGUCGAUUUCACCGAGUUUCUCAAUAUUAAGGGUUGCACAGUCGGCCUUCACUCGAAUGUGAAACCUCCGGAACCGGAGAAAAGAAAAGAUGAAUCAAAGGACACAGAAGAGCCGGCUCCGGUCGAAGUGAAGAUUCGAGAACCGAUCCGCCCCACUAUGGAGCGCCCACCGUUCGAAACGGGGCUCACUUCCAUAGAUCCCUGGGUGGCACCGGCUUUCCGUAAGCAGAUCGACGAAAUGCCAAUCGCUGUGGUGCCGAAAAAAACGGCAGCCGAACUUGCCGCUAUCGAACCGGGGACGGUUUGCAAACACGGCGGAUGCAAUUGUACUUACGAGGAGACAAAGACGAAAGAUACACCGUGCGUAUAUCAUCCGGGUGUGCCCAUUUUUCACGAGGGCCUAAAAUUUUGGUCCUGCUGUCAGCGCAAAACGUCCGAUUUUACCGCGUUCAUGAAUCAACCCGGCUGCGAGACUGGCGCCCAUCGGUGGGUCAGUGAGGAGGACGAAGCGAAGGCUGUAAAGUGCCGCUUGGAUUGGCACCAAACGGCCACGACCGUGGUGGUUACCGUUUACGCCAAAAAUUACCACUAUGCUAAGAGUUUCGUACGAGCCAACCCGAUCCGGUUGGCAAUUUGUUUGGUAUUCCCGCAGCAGAAUGGAAAUGAGUACAACGUGGAUAUGGAGCUGCGUGGGGUCAUUGACGUCGGGCAGUGCAAGGUGCAUAUGUAUGGAACAAAGGUGGAAAUCACGCUGAUUAAAGCUGAACCAGGGACAUGGGCUAAGCUAGACUUUCCCCGAGCGAAACAGAUACAGGAUUCGCAGAAAGUAGACGACAAAAGCAAGGCAGACAAUAAUAACGGCACAGACAGCGACUCCGAUGUAGAUUUGGAUGAUUUGGAGCCUUCUAUGCGUACGGCCACUAUUACUGAAAUUAAGGACUAAAUCUCUCUCUAACGCUUGCGAUCAAUUCCUUCACAUAGUAUGUCGGAUCAUUAUAUAAUGAAAUAAAAACAGAAAGGAUCAAAUCUCAUAA
This is a messenger RNA of Anopheles coustani, 1346 nucleotides long. It is a transcript of the gene mora, whose product is annotated as cysteine and histidine-rich domain-containing protein morgana. NCBI's taxonomy places the organism in Eukaryota, Metazoa, Arthropoda, Insecta, Diptera, Culicidae. Bases 167 to 1255 code for a protein of 362 amino acids. The record is from RefSeq and is a predicted model, not a curated record. The transcript is spliced from 4 exons.